AUGUCCACAGAAGCUGCUGUUCCACAUCUUGAGCAGACAUUGCGCAUCGUAAAUUUUGUUCUUCCUACGACAUCGAUAUGCUUAACCAUCAUACGGCUUUACGACCGAGCCGCUACCCGUCGUCUCUGGUGGGAUGAUGCUUGGGCUGCUUUCACAAUGGUUUUAUCGCUGGUGUUUAUGGUCAUUGUUGAGCUGUUUGUUCAGUACCACAUCGAGGCACCAGAUAAAUUUCCCCAGGAUGUCAAGAUCUCCAUAUACUACAUGUACUUCCCUCUCCUGUUUUUCAACUGCAAACUGAUUGACAAUAAUGUGGCAGGUGUGAUCAAUUCUUUUACUUGGUUGCUUGACCGUUGCUUACUGAAAUACUACAGGAGCGCUCGAAUCUCCAUCCUGUUUACCAUCAUACGUUUAACGGUGCCCGGAAGGCUACGCAAAGGAUUGAUCCUUUCUGCGUGUGCCUUUGGUUUGACCUGGGCUAUCCUCUUUGCCCAGGUCUGGUGGGUCUGUGAAAAGGAGCCCGGAUGGAAAGAAUCUCCGACCCCUCAAUGUGAUCUCGGGAGAAAUGUUGCGAUAGCGCAGGUAAUCGCUGAUGUUCUUGGUGAUUCCAUACUCAUUGUGGCACCAAUACGUCUCGUUUGGGGCAUCAAGCUAACAAGGCCUCAGAAGAUUCGGGUCAUUGCCGUUUUCUCAUCCACGUCCCUUACGACCGCUGUCAGCCUGAAUCAUGCAUCAUGGGUUCUUCGGGACGGUGGACUGAUAGAGGCUCUUGCCUCUGUUAUCCAGACGUCGGUUAGCCUGAUAGUUGUCAAUCUCAACGUGCUCGUCGCCUUGAUCUUUCGCAUUUCAAGUGAUGACCAUGGGGGAAAUGUCACUCCUUUGGACAUGAAAUCCAUCCUUACCUUUGGCCAUGGACGUUCGCGCAAGCAGGGGCCGAAUGUCAACAUUCUAACCACAACGUUUGUUUUAACGGAUUGCGAGACAGCGCUUGGUACAUCAGUUGCGCUAGACACAUUUGUUGAUCGUGGUUAUAAAACAGAUGGUCCGGGACAUUCGAAUACUGAGCUACAAUUUCCCGCAUCCGGAGAUGUCAAAGUAAUGACUGGGACUGAUACUAUGGACACUAUGCACGUCGAGCUCACUGAUAAUAAACGUUCUUGUGAUAUGUAG
Molecule: messenger RNA, 1167 nt
Organism: Fibroporia radiculosa
Lineage: Eukaryota; Fungi; Basidiomycota; Agaricomycetes; Polyporales; Fibroporiaceae
Exons: 6
Coding region: 1-1167 (388 amino acids)
Source: RefSeq, a predicted model, not a curated record